GACCUUGGCGACUUUGGCAUCGCACCGCGCAAGGUCGUGACCACCGACAAAUUUGCCGGAGAAGGGAAGCCGCCCAAGAGACCGGCAGCCAGCGCUGGGCCCAGCGUCAUACCCGGGGACCACCCGCUACAGGACCUGAUCGUGCCAAACAAUGAGUCAAUUGGGGCGCGGCUCCUCCGGAAGAUGGGUUGGAGGGAGGGGCAGGGCGUGGGGCCAAAGGUCAGGAGAAGGAAGAGGGCGAGCGCCCCCAGUGGUCCUGAGGGGAAAGUAUCCAUGAGUGUUGACGAUGAUGAAGAUGGCGAGUUCUACAAGGACUUCCUCUUUGCGCCCGCUGAUGUUGAGGAGAUCACACUCUUGGCCAAAGACGACCACCGCGGCAUCGGGUACCGAGGGUUGGACCCAGCCCUGGCGGGCAUGGGGCAGCACUUCUCACUGUUCAAGGAGCAGCCGGCGUAUAGUCGCAGCGGAAGGCGGGGCAUGUCUGGAAAGGCCUUUGGUGUGGGUGCAUUUGAGACUACCGAUGACGAUAUAUACGCCGUAGACAGUAUGGCCAACUAUGACCGCGUCCUCGGAGGGGAGGAGCCAGGAGGGGGCACCUAUGGUUGGACGGCGCCCAAAAGUCACGGCAAAGGAAACAAAGGAGUGUUAGAUAAUUUCAAGUCUUCAGCGCAAGCACGACCCCCGAAUAAGGUAUUUCCACCGCCAGUGCUGCCCAAGGGCUUCCGCCCCUUCCACAUAUUCGAGAGCUCCAGCAGCAAGGAGAACAGGCCUCCUCAGGCCUCAGCUGCGACAGACUUCAAAAGCAGUCGGUUCCUGCUGAGCGCCACGCAGCGUGGCGCCCUGCUGGGCGAAGAACAGCUGCCCGGCCCAUCAUAUGUCUUUGAUUUCCUCUCCCCGGAGGAUCGUCAGAAGUUGAAGAGCGGUGCUGUGUCUAGUCCGGACGAAACAGCCCCGGACCGAACCCGCCAUGCCCCGAGCCCCGCCCUGGCCACGCCUACCGCUAUAGACCCUCGGCGUCUGCAGGCUUUGGGUUCCGGGUUCAAGCUCUUUGCCAGAGACGCUGCCAAACAGCAGAGAUAUGAAGAAUACUUGGCCAGACGGAAAAGUGGAAAAGACUUGGACGCAGCACCACCUGCCUGUGAUCUAACGGAAUGGGAGAGGCAGAGGGAGGCGGAGGAGUUCGUCCGCGCUGCCUCCCUCUACCAGCCCCUAACCGGCCUGAUGGCCACGCGGUUCGUCGCCGCCAAGCACAAGGACGACGAGGACACCGUGGACGUCCCAGCUGAGGAAGGGGGGGACAAGUCACAGCAAGCCCAGGCGGCCGAGAUGAAGAUGUUUGGCAAGUUGACCCGCGACUCGCUGGAAUGGCACCCGGACAGCCUACUUUGCAAACGCUUCAACGUCCCCAACCCGUACCCUGGGUCAUCUGUCAUCGGUUUACCCACAGUAAAGAAAGACAAGUUCUCAGUCUUCAACUUUCUCUCCAUGGCCCAACCAGCCAGUGAGGUGACAGCGCCCUCAACCUCCACGCCCGCCGAGACUGGGCGCGAUGGAGGUCAGGAGCCGAAGGACAAGCCAUCGCGGUGGGACCGAAGACCCGCCCUCCUAGCAAAUGUGGGUGCGUCUCCAGACAUCGAGGGCAGGGCUUCAACUGGCCAGGCACCUGUAGAGCGCGGGAAUCCUGACGAAGCGGAUCCCGAGACCCGACCGCCCAUGGACCUCUUCAAGGCCAUCUUUGCCGACUCCAGCUCCAGCUCAAGUGACGAGGACGACGUGGAAGGCGCGGAGGAAGGAGUCACAGAGGGCGCGAAGGAGACGCCCAGCAGGCAAGAGCAACGCCAGGAAGAUGUUGAUCCAGGGAGGCCAUCUCACCCCUCUGGUACUUCCGCAGCAGACUGCGGCCACCCCCUUGGAAUGCCAACAGCGAGCAAUACUACGAAUUCCCCUCAAAUCACAGCCAGAAAUGGAAGUGGAGUCCAGACUCCCCCCGUGGACUCUGGGUCAGACUCCGAGGAGAUGUACGGCCCCAGCCUACCCCCGCCUUCCUCUGCCUCUGUCAAGGCCGUCCCUUACAGUGCGGGGGUCAGAGGUCAGGCGCCUGCGGGGUCGCGAAAGGACCCCAGGGGAGACGGCAGACAUUCCAGAAGCCACAGGAAGGAGAAGCGAAGGAAAAAGCAGGGGAGUCGGAGUGGCAGCAACAAAGACAAAAAGAAGUCCAAGAAGAAAAAGAAAACAAAAAAAAAGAAGAGCGAAACGGGACACAGAGGUCAUCACAGAUCAUCUUCCAGGUCAGAUCAUCGGGGUCGUGACCUGUCACCGUCUAAUUCUGACUAUGAUGCCAGUGGAAGUAGUGGUUUAAGUAGCAGUUCUGAAGACUCUUGCUAACUGCAGUCGUUGUAUUUUUAAAAGGAUUGCGGGGUGGGGGUGGGGUGCAGGGGAGCAAAUAGUGGUGAAUAACGAAAAAAAGGACAUGCCGCCUGCCCUGGGCAGGAUCAAGAGAGGGCACAAUUUUCCAAGCAGUUGAGGCUCCUUUGAUUGGCACUGAUGUGUUGCUGUCGUGAGACAAUUUUUGUAUACAGUGCCGUGUCUCAGCAUCAAGCUCAUCUCUUGCUGCAGACAUUACUAGAAACCCAGCAAUUUUAUUUCUCAAGGGAUUCACCUCCCCAGAGCGCGGAAACUCAAUUUUGAUUUUUGGUUGACUCUUCACCUUUUUUAUUUGUUUUUGUGUAUUUAACAAAAAACAUUUUUGUUUUGUUUUAUAAUGCAUUGCCAACCUGCAGUGCGCUUCAGUCAGUAUUCAUCGUGGUAGGAUGCCAAAUAUUUGUUCUUUAAAGCAAGACAGGAUGGGAUAAGGAAAUGGGGUCGGCAAAUAUACUGUCGACACAAAAAUGACCACACCCAGUCAGCACUGACUGGUUUCAGACACUGCACGCGGUUUCGUAAAAAAAUAAAAGGCUUUUCUUUGUCCUUAACCGUAACCUGACUCGAUUCUCAAUUGUAAUAAAAGUCCAGUCAACGUCAUUCAAACAAAAAUGAAAUGUCUGAUUCCUUUUGUGGUUUGAAGGUAGUACGGAGAUGUAAGCGUGUAAAUGGUGCUAAUAAAUCGUGACACAACAAAGUUGACAAUGAA
Molecule: messenger RNA, 3130 nt
Organism: Acanthaster planci (crown-of-thorns starfish)
Lineage: Eukaryota; Metazoa; Echinodermata; Asteroidea; Valvatida; Acanthasteridae
Product: G patch domain-containing protein 1-like
Biological process (GO): mRNA processing
Cellular component (GO): nucleus
Molecular function (GO): RNA binding
Source: RefSeq, a predicted model, not a curated record